Messenger RNA from Aspergillus nidulans FGSC A4, 1419 nucleotides. Its product is annotated as indoleamine 2,3-dioxygenase family protein. The coding region runs from base 1 to 1419 and encodes 472 amino acids. Gene Ontology annotation, biological process: L-tryptophan catabolic process. The record is from RefSeq and is a predicted model, not a curated record. The transcript has 5 exons. NCBI's taxonomy places the organism in Eukaryota, Fungi, Ascomycota, Eurotiomycetes, Eurotiales, Aspergillaceae. Gene Ontology annotation, molecular function: metal ion binding; heme binding; oxidoreductase activity, acting on single donors with incorporation of molecular oxygen, incorporation of two atoms of oxygen.
AUGUCCCCUGCUACAGUCAUCUCGAGCUCCCCAACUACCCUGGAGUCUUUCCCUCAUAUUCACGAUGACCCUUCUACCAUUCCCCAUUCCUUGGAUCCUUUCACGAUUACAACUUCUACUGGCUUCCUACCUUACCUUACAUCCCCAACUACCCUCCCUGAUGCCUUCAAGCCCUUGAUGUCUCUGCUUGAUCGUCUCCCUGUAGUCAAGCAUGACGGGAGCCCAGGGCUACUGGCCACAUAUGAGCUGGGUCCAGCUGUCGAGCAGGAGCUCCCUGACUUGACUGAUGAGGUUGAUAAACUGGUUACUGCCGAUGGCAAACUUGACCUCUACACCAUUAUGGCUGUCUUCCGGGACUACUCGUUCCUUGCCUCCUCUUACCUCCUCGAGCCAUGCUGGAAAAACUGGCGUACGAAUCCUGAGAACGGCUACGGCCUUGGCCGCGAUGUCUUGCCCAAGGCUGUGGCCAGGCCGCUGUAUCGCUGCGGACAAAUCUUGGAUAUUCCUCCGUUUAUGUCCUAUGCGGCAUCUUAUGCCCUGUUCAACUACACCCUUGAUGAUCCGUCCAAGGGCUUAGUCUAUUCCAACCUUCGUCUAGUCCGCGCAUUCGAACGUGGCCUUGACCCUCGCAGCUCAGAGGCUGGCUUCAUACUUACUCACAUCGACAUGGUGAAAGACACACCUGGUCUCAUCAGUGCUUUCCUCUUCGUUAUGGAUGAAUAUGGGGCUCACAGAUGGCGUUCAGACAUGUGGGCCAAUUCCAAGCCCUCGGAUUACCUUUCUUUUCGCGUCUUUAUUUUCGGCAUAACCUCGCAGUCCAUGUUCCCUAACGGCGUUAUAUACGACGGAGUUGAGGACAACAAGCCCCUUUACUUUCGUGGCGAGAGUGGUGCCAAUGAUAGCAUAAUACAGAUUCCGCUCCUGGACCACCUCCUGCAAAUUCCCAUGCCUCAGACUCCGCUCACGGAGAUCCUUCAUGAGUUUCGCUCCUAUCGGCCCCUUCCACACAGAACAUUUCUCGCCCAUAUCCGCAACAAGGCAGAGGAGCUAGACGUCCGUGAUUUCGCAGUCGAGGAUACCGAGACUGCCAUACUGUUUCUGCGGACACUUAAUCACGUGCGUAGCUUCCGGUGGAGGCACUGGCUGUUCGCAAGGGAGUAUAUCAUUCGUAGGACGCCGCAUCCUACUGCUACUGGAGGGAGUCCGAUCGUCACCUGGCUUCCGAAUCAGCUGUCUGCGGUUAUGGAUCUGAUGAUUUCCAUCUACGAGAGUGUGCUCGCGCCCUUGAAAGCUCAGGGUACACAAGGAUAUAAUGGCUCUUGUCAAAAACUUGUCGAGCCUAUGAUGGAGUUGGUAAGGGAUCAAAAGGAGAAGCUGACGAAGGAGGUUGAGAAAUGGUGCAAAGAGAGGGGUGUUUGA